This is a messenger RNA of Trematomus bernacchii (emerald rockcod), 2769 nucleotides long. Its product is annotated as NGFI-A-binding protein 1-like. Bases 377 to 1864 code for a protein of 495 amino acids. Gene Ontology annotation, molecular function: transcription coregulator activity; transcription factor binding. Gene Ontology annotation, cellular component: nucleus. Lineage: Eukaryota; Metazoa; Chordata; Actinopteri; Perciformes; Nototheniidae. The record is from RefSeq and is a predicted model, not a curated record. Gene Ontology annotation, biological process: negative regulation of DNA-templated transcription. The transcript has 9 exons.
AGUGCUUGUUUGUGUGUGACUACGUCUGUGUUGACGGUGGUGAAUAGUGCAGGGGAGUGGAGAGACGCUGGGAGAGGACUCAAACACUCACUCACACACACUCACUCACUCACUCACACACAUUCACACACGCAUACACACACUCAACACACACUGGGAGGAAAAAGACGCACCGAAAGACGCACGAAGAUUUGUUUGGCUUUGCUGUCCUGGGGGAUCCCUUCUGUGCGGGCUUUCCUUUUUAUAUAUUUGUGCACAAAUUCACACCCCAGGCUCUGUGUUGGUAAACAGUGAAGAAGAAGAAGAAGGAGAAAGAGCAGAAGAAGAAGAAGAACUGGACCAGGGCGGACCAAAAGGGGCCAGACACUCACCAGGUAUGGCGGCCGUGUUGCCGAGGACCCUGGGCGAGCUGCAGCUGUACCGCAUCCUGCAGCGGGCCAACCUGCUCUACUACUACGAGGCCUUCAUCCAGCAGGGAGGCGACGACGUGCAGCAGCUGUGCGAGGCGGCGGAGGAGGAGUUCCUGGAGAUCAUGGCGCUAGUGGGCAUGGCCAGCAAGCCGCUGCACGUGCGCCGCCUGCAGAAGGCGCUGCGGGACUGGGUCACCAACCCGGCCAUCUUCAACCAGCCGCUCAGCUCGCUGCCCGUCUGCAGCAUCCCCGUCUACAAGCUGCCCGAGGGCUCGCCCACUCUGCAGGACCGCGCCGCCAGCGUCAAGAUGCCCAAAGCGGUCGCCGCCGCCUGCUCCGACCCCGGGAAGCUGGACGUGGCGCGGGACAAAGUGUCCGCCGGGUCCCCCCUGCAGGGCGGCAGCGAGGCCCGCUUCUGGUCGGGCCACAGCAACGACAGCGAGCACAGCCUGUCGCCCUCUGACCUCGGGUCGCCGUCCUCCCCCAGGGACGCCUUGGAGGCUCUGGACGCCGCCGCCGUGCAGUCCGUCCUGGAGUGUGUGGACAGGAUGGCCCCAGGACUCCCCAAGGCAGACUUAGCCGAGGUGAAGGAGCAGCUGAAGAACAACAAGAAGAUGGCUAAGAUGAUUGGACACAUCUUCGAGUUGAGCGACGACGAGCCGCGCAGGGAGGAGGAGAUUCGGAAAUACAGCGCCAUCUACGGGCGCUUCGACUCCAAGAGGAGGGACGGGAAACACCUGACGCUGCAUGAGCUGACGGUGAACGAGGCGGCGGCGCAGCUCUGCAUGCGGGACAUGGCUCUGCUCACGCGCCGUGACGAACUCUUCGGACUCGCACGGCAGAUCUCCAGAGAGGUCACCUACAAAUACACAUACCGCACCAGCAAGUCUCGCUGUGGAGACAGAGACGAGCCGUCCCCUAAAAGGAUUAAAACAGAGGAGAACUUCUUUGACAUCCAGGAGGCGCUGCAGGCGAUCCACAUGCGGCAGGAGAUGCUGAGGGAGCAGCUGGCCUGCGCCAAGUCCAAAGGAGAGGAAACCGUCGGACGAAAUCUGCAGAUGCAGCUGGAGCGUCUGCUGGCGCGGCAAAUGGAGAUCCUGCAGGACGCGGCGGUGCAGGAGCGUCUGCAGGCUCUGGACUGGAGGAUCCCCCCCGCCGCCUUAAAGUACCUCAACGGCGCUCACAACACCAACGGAGCCGCCGCCGCCGCCGACGCCAGCAGAGACAACCAAGACGAACGACCAAUCAACCUGCGCGUGGUCAGUCAGAACAUGCAGGAAGGAGACCUCCCAUUGGGCAAGCAGCUAGCCAAUGAGCUGAAGCGCCAUCACAACCACAACCACAGCAACACAGACGACAGCAAAACACCAGCAACAGAAAACGGGACGUCGCAGCGAGCGUGCAGCAACGCGGAGAAGAAAACCAUCAAGUCAGAGCCGGAAGACUCCACAUAGUGCCUCCCGCCUCGCCCCCCCACCACCCCACUCACACCUGACAGUAUGCAGUUAUUACCCAUCAAUAGAUACUAAGCAAGCACAGCCACAGUAGAGCCUUAACAACCAAUGUUGCCUCAUGAAAAGCAUUUAUUUUUCUUUAUUUUGUAAUUUUGUUUUGUUCAAAGAGAGAGUUGUGUCUGUUAUUAUACACGUAAUUUAAGAGUGAUCUGUGUGUAUACCUCGGCCUGGUGUUUUUUUUAUAUAUUUGUUGCUUUCUUACAGGGGCUGAGUCUGACCCCAAAUGUAGAUUCAGAGGUGAGAUUAAAGCAGAAAUGUUGUUCUGUUCAGCGUCUUGGGAAGACUUCAUAUGACUACCAUGUAGCCAAAGUCGUAAAGCCUUCAAACUGACUUGUACCUUCAAAAUUAAGCUGCAGAUGCUGCCAAUAUUCAGUUGUAUUCCUAAAUAUUUCAAGUAUCUGGGGUUUUUUCCUCAGAUGUUUGUUGCUAAUAGUACUGUAGAGAUGCAAGACUGAAAUAUCUUGAUAACAUUUGAUAGACUGGCACAAAUUGUUACUUAAUGUUGAGAUUUGCAAUAGCUAGCAUCCCAAUUAACACUUCAUUUGUAUGACUUUACGAGGCAUUUAUAUUUAUUCUACAGAUGUUACAAGAAAUAUCCAAAGAUUUAGCAGCGUCUGAAAUGAUUUCCCUGAGUCACCCUCCGUCCUCUGAGCCUCUUUCUCCCAAAUCUAACUUAUUCAUUUGUAUUUGUACUGUAGAAGUUUAAAAGUACUGUAUAGGGAGAUUGAGUUCAGAUUCAGCCCCUUUAGCAGGUUUGUCUUUUUGUCGUUCACUUCAAACGGGAGCAGGGGACAGGUGGGAUUUUAAUCCUCCCUCUUCCCCCCACCCCCCCCCCCCCCCCCCCC